Molecule: messenger RNA, 567 nt
Organism: Hemisphaericaspora subhashii
Lineage: Eukaryota; Fungi; Ascomycota; Pichiomycetes; Serinales; Debaryomycetaceae
Exons: 2
Coding region: 1-567 (188 amino acids)
Source: RefSeq, a predicted model, not a curated record
AUGGAUCUGGAUAUGUCCAUUCUAUGUUUAAUCCAUGCUAUUUAUAUUAUAAUUAAGGAUAGAAGAAUGGUUGAAGAACAAACUGCAAUAGUAUAUCCACAAAGAAAACAUGAAAAUUUACAACAACAACAUUUAUAUCAACAAGAUGAUGAGUAUACUAACGUUCCAUCAAAUUAUUCCGGAAGUCAACAUCGCGACGAUAAGAAUAAGAACUCCAAUGAAUAUCAAAGGAAUGGAGAAAAGGGGAAGAAUGAAUAUGGCAUUAAUACCUCCAGUAAGGGCGAAACGAGAGAAUACCCAAUUAGGGCCUCGACACAGCGUGAAAAGAAUGACCAAGGAAUUUCCUCUGACCAACAGGAAAAGAAUCAAUAUCCGAUUAAUGCUUCUGGACAAGGCGGGCAGAAUAAUCCUGCUGAUCAAUAUCCAUUCGAAGAUAAGUUUGACAAGAAUAGGAAUGAUGAUCAAAUGAAUACUUCCGCACAAGCUGGAAAUAAUGGAUACCAAAGUAAUCCUUUUGGUCAAAAUGAAAAGAAUAACUAUCAAAUGAACNAAUGGAUACCAAAGUAA